UUAACAGACCAACAAGCUCAAUGAAAUGUAGAUAACUUAUAAUUCUUCCCUAACAAUUAAUAUAUAUAUUUUUUCCCACAGACCUUAUUGGAAUGUUGGGUUUCUAUAAAGGCAAGAUUCUUCUAUGUUCUGAACAGAAAAACAAUUUUAUUUUAACUAUAACAUCCAUACUACCAUGUUUAUAGAACCUCCAUUUUGGUUGGCAAUGUAAAGAGAAGGCCCUGAAGGAAACCUAAGUUUUGAAACCUGAUCUCUGUGUGAAAGUCUCUGUGAAAGUCUGGUGUAAAGAUUUGAAAGAGUUACUUCAGAAACACAAAUCAAUGAUUCUGAGUAACAACAAGAUCUUAUGGUUGAAGAAUGGCUCUUUCUUUGGACUGAGGUCCCUGGAGAGACUAGAUCUGAAGAAUAAUUUGAUUAGCACAAUUGAGCCAGGGGCUUUCCAUGGACUUUCAGAGCUGAAACGCCUAGAUCUUUCAAAUAACAGAAUUGGUUGCCUAACACCAGAAAUGUUUGUUGGACUUAGCAGUCUUCAUAAAUUGAAUUUGUCAGGGAAUAUUUUUUCAAGUCUCAUGAAUGGACUCUUUUCUGAGUUGCUAGCUCUGAAAGCACUGCAUUUCAACACUGAUUCACUCAUUUGUGACUGUAAUCUGAAAUGGGUCUUACAAUGGGCUAGAAAUGCUUCAGUCCGAAUUGCGGAGGAAACUGUUUGUGCUUACCCCAGUGCUUUACAAGGACUGUCUUUUCGUAACCUGAAGGAAAACCAAUUGAUAUGUGCUGGGCCUCUGGAGCUUCCUCUUUUCGAGCUGAUCCCCUCACAAAGACAAGUGGUUUUUCAUGGAGACCGCUUGCCCUUUCAGUGUACUGCAACCUACGUUGACAAAACUACCCAAGUACAUUGGUACCAUGCUGGUCAACUUAUUGAAACAGAUGAAGAGAGUGGCAUAUUUGUGGAGGACAGCAUCAUUCAUGACUGUUGUUUAAUUACACGUGAACUUAUCCUGUCUAGCAUUGAUAUUAAUGCAUCUGGAGAUUGGGAGUGUCUAGUCAACAAUUCCUAUGGAAAUAGCACUAAACAUGUAGAAAUUGUGGUACUGGAAAUGGCUGCACCCUACUGCCCUGCAGAAAGAGUUAUUAACAACAAGGGAGAUUUCAGGUGGCCCAAAACUUUGGCUGGAAUCACUGCUUAUCAUCCUUGUCUUCAGUAUUCAUUUAACUCCAUUGCCUUUCACAAUGGUGUAGAAGAGUCUAAGGCAUGGCGUAAAUGUAAUCGAACUGGACGCUGGGAUGAAGAAAACUAUUCUGAAUGUCCUUAUUCACAAGAAAUAACUCAAGUUCUUCAUGCUUUCAGUCAGAUGCACAUCAAUUUGACGACUGUACUUGAAUUUUCCCGCCAACUGACAGCCUACACAAGAGGUGCUUCCCACUUUGCGGAUAAAAUGGAUGUAAUAUAUUUGGCUUAUAUAAUGGAAAAGUUAAUUGUCUUCGUGGAUGAAGUUGAAGAUAUAGGGGAUGCUCUCAUUGAAAUUGCCAGCAAUAUAAUGUCUGUUGAUGACCAUGUGUUGUGGAUGGCUCAAAAGGAAGACAAAGCCUGCACCAGAAUUGUGCGGUGUGUGGAACACAUUGCAAAUCAAAUACUGACCAGCAACAUUCAAGUUAUUUCGAAGGUAUCUCAUAAUAUUGCUCUGGAGGCCUUUAUGAUCAAGCCAUCUAAUUUCAUGGGAAUGACUUGCACUGCCUUCCAAAAAAUACCUGCAAAUGUUGACAAGUCAGUUGUACAUGAUUUGGGAAGCUGGGAAGCAGAUCCCCGUUCUGAUCAACAUUUGAAUUUCAAGUGCAACACUGGCAAUCUGAAUGGUUCCUUGUUGAAUUCUUCUACCAGGAAUGCUGUAGCAGUAGCUUCAGUUCAUUUGCCACAGUCUGUCUUCUCUCAGUCUUCAGCCUGGCAAUCUGUUGAUAACGCAACUUGCAAGCUACAGUUUAUUGUCUUUCGGAAUGGAAAACUCUUUCCCAGCACAGGAAACUCAUCAAAUCUUGCAGAUGAUGGGAAACGUAGGACGGUUGCCACACCAGCUGUUUUUGCUAAAAUAGAUGGGUGCAGUUUUGGAAACCUCACCAGCCCUCUUACUAUAGGGUUGAGGCACUUUGCACGGGGUAUAGACCCCAUUGCAGCCUUCUGGGAUUUUGACCUUCUAGAUGGACAUGGAGGCUGGUGGGGAGAAGGGUGCCACAUAAUUAGUUCUGCAGGCAAUAUUACCACCAUUCAGAGUACUCACUUCAGUAACUUUGCAGUGCUAAUGGAUUUUAAGACAGUGCUGUCUUUUCCCCAGUACCCAGGGGAGUUUCUGCACCCUGUGGUAUAUGCAUGUACUGCAGUUAUGUUAUUGUGCCUGUUUGCUUCCAUUAUCACCUACAUUGUCCAUCACAGUACAAUCCGAAUAAGUAGAAAAGGAUGGCACAUGCUUCUCAACUUUUGUUUCCAUACUGCUCUUACCUUUGCUGUUUUUGCUGGUGGAAUCAAUCGCAUUAAAUACCCAAUUAUAUGUCAAGCUGUUGGCAUAGUACUGCAUUAUUCUACACUAUCUACUAUGCUAUGGAUUGGAGUAACAGCAAGGAAUAUUUACAAGCAAGUCACAAAAAAAACUCAGUCAUGCCAAAACGGUGACCAACCUUCUUAUCCAAAACAACCUCUGCUCAGAUUUUAUCUGAUUAGUGGUGGUGUUCCUUUCAUUAUAUGUGGGAUUACAGCAGCAACCAAUAUCAAUAAUUAUGGGAUUGAAGGCAAUGCACCAUAUUGCUGGAUGGCAUGGGAGCCUAGUCUUGGUGCUUUUUAUGGGCCAGUAGCAUUCAUUGUGCUAGUUACCUGUAUUUAUUUUCUCUGCACCUACAUUCAACUGAAGCGCCAUCCUGAACGCAAAUAUGAGUUAAAGGAAAGGACAGAAGAUCCGCAGAGAAUGCCAAGUACUGAAGUGAGCCAUGGUCACAUGACAGACGCUGCGUCCGUUCCCCAGGCAGCCUGCUCCAUGAUUUCUUCUUCCUUACUGGAAAAUGAGCAUUCAUUUAAGGCUCAGCUUCGAGCUGCAGCAUUCACUUUGUUCCUGUUUACUGCCACUUGGACCUUUGGAGCGCUUGCAGUAUCUCAAGGUCAUUUCUUGGAUAUGAUAUUUAGCUGUCUAUAUGGAGCCUUCUGUGUGACCUUGGGGCUUUUCAUCCUUAUCCAUCACUGUGCAAAGCGAGAUGAUGUAUGGCAUUGCUGGUGGUCCUGUUGUCCAUCUAGGAGAAACACCUAUUCUGUCCAAGUUAAUGUGCGCCCAAAAGUCAACAUCAAUGGGGACACUCAAGUUCAUGCAUCUUGUCUUCAGGAAUCACCAUGUCCCAAUAAAUCAGCUGUGUUUAAUCAUCCAGCUGCUAGCCACUGCAAACUCACUAACCUCCAAGCGGCUCAAAAUCACGUUAACUGCCUUUCUCCCGUGACACCAUGUUGUGCAAAAAUGCACUGUGACCAGCUACUUGAUGAUGAAGCUCACAUUCAUGUCCACAACGAGGGAAGCUUCAGACCCAAUAUGCACAUUCAUAGAUGUCUGAAAAGCAGAACUAAGCCACGUUAUUUCAGUCGGCAUAGAUCAGCAGGUGAAAGAGAAUACGCCUACCAUAUUCCUUCAAGUAUUGAUGGCAGCAUCCACAGCUCACAUACAGACAGCCCCCACAGUACACAUGAUAGCCAGUCGGGUCACAGACGGGCCUGCUGCUCGAAAAGCGAUCCAUAUCCUACUGUCAACCAGCCUGAAAGUAGUGAUGCAAGUACUGUCAUAUAUAGUUGUACUAAAAUGUCAGAAAGUGACACUGUGCACCAUCCAGCUCAUUUUGAAAUGCAUCCACGGACACAGUCAUUGCCAUUUAAUACAACAAAUCAUAAUGGAAUUCUCAAGGGAAACGUGCACGAAGCCAUGAUAUACAGCUCAGAUAGUACAGGAAAUAUCAAAACAGGCCCUUGGAAAAAUGAAACUACUGUGUAGUUCAUGGGCCAUCAUAAUGUCUUUUCUCCACCUAGACAUCAUUAAAUUUGCUUUUAUUCAAACCUAAAUAAGAUGACAUAGUCGUGUAGUUCAUCAGCAAAUUGUACAGCCUUUCCAUCUUUAUUCCCAUUUUCUUAAUGAGAGUAUAAAAAAGAGAGAUUGUGAGUUUUGGAAGUGAAGUUAUUUUUAAAAGAAAGUUAUAAAAAUAAUUCUGAAAGAUAAUUAGAAGAUAAAGUGUAGACAACUGAAUAAGAGAGGCAAUAUCCUUUUGUUGCACAGAACAUUUAUUUAGAAAUACAUUGUUGUCAUUCAUUAUUCUCACUUUUGUUCUGUAGUAAUUUCAGACGACUUUUAUAAGCAUAUCAGCAUCUUAAACUUUUACUUAUUUAUUUUUGUAGCAAAAUAUUAUUACUGUACCAUGGAUUUUAAUCAGAAGUGACUAUGGUAGAAACGAUAAACAGGAUUUUAUAAAAUUACAGCUUUUUAGAAGUACAAAAGUGAUACUGCCUCUAACAAUCUUCUGUAGCAUAUGGCCUGUAAAGUCGUGUAAUGUACAGUCUCUGUUAUGUCCUUUUUCUUGUUGGAGAAAAGUGCUAGGUAAUGUCUCUGUUACAUCUAUGGUGCUGUAUUGGUUGUAUUUUGCAUGACAUAUGUCAGGAUAUACCAUUUGCUGUUUUAUAGUGUUACAUGUGUUUAAAAAAAGAACAAAAAAAAGUGUUGUACAAGGCUGUGAAAAACCCUAUUGAUAUUAAUCUAGAGCAUUAUAAAUCUACAGGAAAAAAAAUCACUCUGCACUAGUUUAAGUGGCACAAUCCUUCGUAUAAGGUUAUAUGAUAGCUUUGAUAAGGGUCCACUCUAAUGUCUUUACAGAGCAUGCACUACUCAUAGUAUGUGACACUGUGCGGUGUAAUAGCAACUGUCUCAACAAGUUUUACACUCCUUUGUAAAGUAUGCCUUUUGAACAAAUCUGUAAGCUGUUCCCCAAUAACCUUUCCACAUCUGUUAAGGUAGAGCAGUUUUAUCAUUAACUCUUUGAGGACUACAGUUAUUUUCUUAAAAAUAGCUUAUUCUAAUUCAGAGACUGUAAAUAUGAUGUUGUCUAUUUAGUUACAUGCUCAAUGUAGUCCAGAGUUGCCAGGAAAGAGAAGGUUCAAUCAUACACCAAAACCACACCUUUCUAAUUUCACCUCUUCCUUUCUGAAAAUCUGUCUCCUCUCCUAGCAAAUUUCAGAUUGUCUUCAUUCUUUAAUGCAAAUUUGACCUUCAGUGAACUUCUUUAUGUUCAUGAUUUCUGCUUAAUUGUAGGGCAUCCCAGGGUCAGUAACACUCUCUAUUAACAACGCUUAACAAGGCUUCCUAUGACAAGAAAUUUUUUUCAUGUUUCCAUGAACAUCUGGACACAAAGCAUCAACUCACAGUACAGAACUACAUCAUAAUGAUCCUUAUAUGAAAUAAAAUGGCUUUUUUCAGAUAGGAAUGGUGCAGAAUGAUAAUGAACCGCAUGAAGUGAAUAGGAGCAUAGAGCUGAGAGAGAAAUGUCUACAGUGAAAAGUGAGCAGUGUACCCAUAAAUAAGAGAAAAAGCACAAUUCUGUAUGGCCACAAGAGAAAGUUUGCUCUCAUGUCUUAGCACAGGCUUACGUAAUUGUUAUAUUGCUGCAGAGAGGAAAUAGAAAAAUCUCUAGAAAGGUCAUCAGUCUGUGAUUCUCUGUGCAUAUUUUGCAGAAAUCUCCAUGUACUUCCACUUAUUCGUUGGUUGUUUUUUUGGUUUGUUUUUUUUUUUUUGUUUGUUUGUUUGUUUGUUUGAUUAAAUUUUGAGUUUAUUAGUCUCUACCUUUUUUUUUUUUUUUAGUAUGUAGGAAUGCAUUUCCUAAUAGUGUACAUAAAGAUGACAAUUAUAAUUGUUAGAAUGUUCUAAAAACAUGUAAGUCAGAUGAAUGUGUUCUGCAGUGUUGCAGGUGGGAAUUAGUACUCAAAGGGUUAAUGCUCAGUAUCUGAGUGCAAGAAAUCUUGUUUUUCUGUAUUUUUGUAAAUUUGAAAUAUAUAUUGUAAACUCCAGCAGUGCAAUGUAUCCAUCUCAGAUUGUGUAUUUUUAAAAGGUGAGCAAGAAGAAUGCACUAGGUGGUUGUCUAAUUUUAAGCCAAUAGACAAUAGCUUCAUGACUGCUUCUUUAGCUAAUACAAAACAACAACAACAAAAGAAAUGCCUGAGCUUUAUUAUGUAUAUGCUGUAUAUGCUUGGACUGUCUCUAAACUAAAAUACAGUAUUUUUCUUUGUUUGCAUAACGAAAUAUUUUCUGUUCAGUAAUUAUUUUCUUUUCAUCUUACUUUUACUCAUUUCACAUAGACAGUGAGCCCUAAGCAAGCAUAGACAUAAUGUGAAAUACCACUUCUCUGUGUCUCAGCACUAUGUAUAUGUAUAUUCUGUACUAGCAAAAUCCUAGGGGGUCUGUAGACCAUUAUGCAAAAUGUUAUACACACACACAGAUACACACACACACAGAGCCAAGUGACGUACUCACUCUGCAAGAACCUACUCAGUGAGCUCCUCUAUUCAGCUCAUGUUUUAAUCACCUCUGUUAUUUCAUCUGAGAGGCUUGUUCAGUCUUCAUAAUGGCUUACAAAAGGAUAAAUAGGUGCUGCUUUCCACAGAAUAUCUUGUGUGAUAAAACCCUCUGGAAUUCGAACAUAAAAUAUUAAAACACCUUUCUUAUGUGUUAAAAAAUUAAUUUAGUGACUAUUUCUGGGCUAAUUUGGAAGAAAUGUGUUAUGCAAUAAUCUGUUUGCAUAUUAUUUUUUCAGAAAAUAUGUGGUAUAACUACAGAGCAGGAGAACAUGAUAUUAAAUAAAUAUAAAAAUGUUUUGUAACAUCAAAUUUGACCAAAAUGCUUUUUGUGCUUUUGACUUUUUUUUUUUCCUUAUGAUAAAGGAGAUAAUUUCAA
This is a messenger RNA of Tympanuchus pallidicinctus (lesser prairie-chicken), 6953 nucleotides long. Its product is annotated as adhesion G protein-coupled receptor A3-like. Gene Ontology annotation, cellular component: plasma membrane; glutamatergic synapse; postsynaptic density. Lineage: Eukaryota; Metazoa; Chordata; Aves; Galliformes; Phasianidae. The transcript is spliced from 19 exons. Gene Ontology annotation, molecular function: protein binding; G protein-coupled receptor activity. The record is from RefSeq and is a predicted model, not a curated record. Gene Ontology annotation, biological process: G protein-coupled receptor signaling pathway; cell surface receptor signaling pathway. The coding region runs from base 321 to 4013 and encodes 1230 amino acids.